AUGGCACCAACCGUUGAAAUAGCCAUUCCAAAUACCACCAUUUCAUCCUCUUCUCCGCCAUAUACUAUCUAUCACAUCUCCCUCCGGCUUCCGCUCCGCUCCUUCACCGUCCCCAAGCGCUACUCGGACUUCACAACCUUCCACAAGAAUCUCCUCUCUCAAACAAACACCCCUCCGCCAGUGCCCCUACCUUCCAAAACUUGGUUCUCAAACACUAUCUCGAAUGAGCGUUUGCGCGAAGACCGACGCUGCAGCUUGGAACAAUAUCUCCGCGCAAUCAACGAAUCCGACGAUGGCCGCUGGCGCACCUCGCCCGCGUGGCGUGCAUUCCUGAAUCUCCCCACAGCAGUCGGCUCGAAUAGCAACGGAUCAGCGAAUACAUCUGCGCGACUCCAUGCAGCCAUCACAGACCCAGGCGCUACGAACGCACCGAUCACGGAUCCGACAUUAUGGCUUGACUACUACCGUGACAUGAAGGGUCAUCUCCACGAUGCACGACUGCAGUUGUCUCGCAGAGACCAAGAAACCACACCGCAGAAGCAACAUGAAAGCUCAGCACAGGCGAAGAGUUGUCUUGUCCGUUCGGGAACCAUGAUCACUGCACUGGACGAGGGUCUCAAGAACAUAGGAAGCGGUGAUAAGUCUUCGUCGACAUUAGGCGGCGGCGAGAUUCGGCGACGGAAAGAUCUUCUUAUCAAUGCGCGCAAGGAGAAAGACGGCCUGGAGGAUCUACUACAUGCUAUGGCGACGAAGAGCAAACUUGAUCAUGCGGUGGCAUCCAUUCAGGACAAGGAAGCUUUAAUGAGUACUGGUAAUGUGAGUGGGGAUUCAGCAAGCAGUGGGCGUAGGACGCCAGCCCGGACCGGCAGAGUUCUUGGAAAGGAGACGGAGCGGACUCGUGAACUUGAUAAUGAGGGCGUGCUACAACUUCAGCAGCAGAUGAUGCAGAGCCAAGAUGCUAAUGUCGAUGAAUUGAUGAAGAUCAUUAUUCGACAGAGGGAGCUGGGUACUCAGAUCAAUGAGGAGCUCGAGGUGCAGAAUGAGCUACUAAAGUUGGCAGAUGAGGAGGCUGACAUCUUGAAAUCCAAGAUCGAUGUUGGGAAGAAGAGGAUCGGAAAAAUAUCUUGA
This is a messenger RNA of Penicillium antarcticum, 1128 nucleotides long. RefSeq names its product Qc-SNARE protein. Bases 1 to 1128 code for a protein of 375 amino acids. Lineage: Eukaryota; Fungi; Ascomycota; Eurotiomycetes; Eurotiales; Aspergillaceae. The record is from RefSeq and is a predicted model, not a curated record. Gene Ontology annotation, cellular component: intracellular membrane-bounded organelle. Gene Ontology annotation, molecular function: phosphatidylinositol binding. The transcript is spliced from 2 exons.